This is a messenger RNA of Trichosurus vulpecula (common brushtail), 1437 nucleotides long. RefSeq names its product olfactory receptor 10J4-like. Gene Ontology annotation, biological process: G protein-coupled receptor signaling pathway. Gene Ontology annotation, cellular component: membrane. The coding region runs from base 1 to 1437 and encodes 478 amino acids. The record is from RefSeq and is a predicted model, not a curated record. The transcript has 2 exons. NCBI's taxonomy places the organism in Eukaryota, Metazoa, Chordata, Mammalia, Diprotodontia, Phalangeridae. Gene Ontology annotation, molecular function: G protein-coupled receptor activity; olfactory receptor activity.
AUGAAGACAAAGAAUCACUCAGAGGUGAAUGAAUUUGUUUUCCAGGGAUUCUCAAACUUUCAGGAGCAUCAGAUCAUUCUCUUUGUAGUGUUCCUGGCCCUGUACAUCUUAACUCUGGCUGGCAAUGUAAUCAUUGUAACUAUUAUCUGCAUUGAUCGCCAACUCCACACUCCUAUGUACCUCUUCCUGAGCAUCUUGUCAACUUCAGAGACCUUCUACUCUCUGGUUAUUAUCCCUCGGAUGCUGUCUAGUCUGGUGGGCUUUAGCAAGUCCAUCUCUUUCGUAGGAUGUGCUACCCAGAUGUUCUUCUUCCUUGGCUUUGCCAUUACUAACUGCCUCCUGCUGGCAGUGAUGGGAUAUGAUCGAUAUGUGGCCAUCUGCAACCCCCUCCGUUACUCUGUUAUCAUGAACUGGAGGGUCUGUGCCCUGAUGGCAUCCUCAGUUGGCAUUACAGGCUUCUCUCUGUCACUCAUCCAGGCUGUUGCCAUCUUCCGGUUGCCAAUGCCAAGGGCAAACUUCACCACUGUAAGCGAGUUUACCCUGGAUGGCUUCUCUAACUUUGGGUGGAAGCACCGGCUCAUCCUCUUUGUGAUUUUCCUCACCCUAUACCUACUGACCUUGGCCAGCAAUGCUCUCAUCUUGACACUCAUCCACCUCAAUCGACAACUUCAUACACCCAUGUACUUCUUCUUGAGUGUACUAUCUAUCUCAGAGACUUGCUAUACUGUGGCUAUCAUACCCCGCAUGCUGACUGGACUCUUGCACCCGUACCAUCCUAUUACAAUCCCAGGUUGUGCCACACAGCUCUUCUUCUACCUUACCUUUGGUAUCAACAACUGCUUCCUUCUCACUGCCAUGGGCUAUGACCGCUAUGUGGCCAUCUGUAACCCCCUGAGGUACUCAGUCAUCAUGGGAAAGACAACAUGCGCUCAGCUAGCAUGUGGGUCAUGGAGCAUGGGCCUUGGCACGGCCAUCAUUCAGGUGCCAUCUGUGUUCAGCCUGCCUUUCUGUGAUGUUAGUAUCAUUUCCCAUUUCUUCUGUGAUAUCCGCCCACUACUGAAACUUGCCUGUGCAGACACAACUAUUAAAGAGCUCAUCACCUUGCUCAUCAGUUUGGGUGUUAUUGUGCUGCCUAUGGUCCUGGUCUUCAUCUCCUAUGUCCUCAUUUUUUCCACCAUCCUCAAGAUUGCUUCUGCUGAGGGGCGACGGAAGGCUUUUGCUACCUGUGCCUCUCACCUCACCGUGGUCAUUGUCCACUACGGCUGUACUUCCUUUGUCUAUCUCAAGCCCAAGUCCCAAAAUUCCAUGGAAGAUAGACUUAUCUCAGUGACUUACACUGUCAUCACACCCUUGCUGAACCCUGUUGUGUAUAGCCUGAGGAAUAAGGAGAUCAAAGAUGCCUUUCGCAGAGCCCUAGGCUGGAAACCCCUUUCCUAG